CAGGUAUGGACUACCUCACGCAGCUAGUAGGACCCACUUCCCCUCCCAGCGGAUUGUGAAUGCAGGAAGCUGCGAAGCCGGUUUUGCUUUGAGGAUGUGGCUUUUGAGGAUCCUGGUUCUGUUGCUGCUGUCCGCUGUGUCUGAGGGCGGAGACUCUAAGGCUGUCACCACUACCCUCACUACAAAAUGGGCUGAUACUCCUCUGCUACUGGAAGCCAGUGAGUUCUUUGCAGAGGAGAGUCCAGAGAAGUUCUGGGAUUUUGUUGAGGCCAAUCAAAACAUAGAAAGAGAACAUGAUGAUACAGAUCAGGCCUAUUAUGACCUGAUUAUAAAGAAAGCCAGUGCUUUGCUCAGCUCCAUCCAGGUCAACAUGCUGAAGUUUGCCCUCUCCUUGAGAGCCUACUCUGCAACAGUACACUCCUUCCAACAGAUAGCAUUCAAUGAACCUCCUCCAUCUGGUUGCUCAGCCUUUUUCAGCGUGCAAGGAGAGAAGACAUGUGACACAAACACCUUAGCAACGCUGCUGGAAACUGCAGCUGAAAGGCCAAAGCCAUAUCUUUUCAAAGGUGAUCACAAAUAUCCAGGAUCAAAUCCGGAUGCUCCUGUUGUCAUUCUGUAUGCCGAGUUUGGAAGGUCAGAUUUCCAGAAGCUUCACCAAGCAAUUUUAUCCAAGGUUGAGAGAGGCUUGGCAACUUAUGUGCUUCGUCACUACCUGGCUAGUCCAAGCCAAAAGAAGGUUUACCUGUCUGGAUAUGGAGUGGAGCUGGCCAUCAAAAGCCAGGAGUACAAGGCAAAGGACGACACCCAAGUCCAAGGUGCAGAAGUGAAUGCUACAGUAAUAGGAGAGAAUGAUCCAGUGGAUGAGGUUCAAGGAUUCCUUUUUGGAAAACUGAAAUCCCUCUACCCAGACCUGAAAGAACAGUUGAAGGAAUUGAGGAAACAUUUGAUAGAAAGCACAAAUGAAAUGGCACCACUUAAAGUCUGGCAGAUGCAAGAUCUAAGUUUUCAGACAGCAGCUCGCAUCCUUGCUGCUCCAUCGGUUGAUGCUCUAAAAGUUAUGAAAGACCUCAGUCAGAACUUCCCCACAAAAGCAAGAUCCAUCACUAAAACAGUGGUCAACUCAGAGAUUCGCAAAGAGAUCACUGAGAAUCAGAAGUUUUUCAAGGGAACACUGGGGCUGCAGCCUGGAGACUCGGCGCUGUUCAUCAACGGGCUGCAUAUAGAUCUGGAUACACAAGACAUUUUUAGUGUGUUUGAGGUGCUACGUAGUGAGGCGAGAGUGAUGGAAGGAUUGCGCUCUUUGCUGAUUGAGACGCCCUACAUCCACAACAUACUGAAACUCAACGUCCAGCCCUCGGACUCUGACUACGCCGUCGACAUCCGCAGCCUCGCUAUCAAUUGGAUUAACAACUUGGAAACAGACCACCGAUACAGCUCGUGGCCCUACAAUGUGCAGGAGCUGCUCAGACCAACCUUCCCAGGGGUUAUCAGGCAGAUUCGCAAAAAUUUCCACAAUCUGGUGAUCAUUCUGGAUCCAGUCCAGGAGAGCUCUUCUGAGUUACUGAGUGUUGCAGAGAUGUUUUAUUCCAACAACAUCCCACUCAGGAUUGGGUUGGUAUUUGUAGUGUCUGAUGAAGAUGACAUUGACGGUAUGCAGGAUCCAGGUGUGGCACUGGUCCGAGCUUAUAACUACAUCUAUGAUGAAGUUGACAGUCAGAGUGCUUUUGAAGCUGUUAUGGCGAUGUUUAAUCAUGUGCCAGUUGGUGGACAACUCAGUGUUGGGGAUGUGGUGAAAGUGUUGGAAAAGAGGUUUCCAUAUGUAGAAGUCAGCAGCAUCCUGGGAGCUGACUCAAGCUAUGACAACAACAGAAAGGAAGCUCGGGCUUACUAUGAGCAGACAGGCAUUGGCCCGUUGCCUGUGGUUAUGUACAACGGCAUUCCUUACCAGCGCGAGCACCUGGACCCAGACGAACUGGAGACUGUCACCAUGCAAAAGAUCCUGGAAACCACAUCCUUUUACCAGAGAGCCGUUUAUCUGGGUGAAUUAGCUACAGAUCACGAUGUUGUGGACUUCAUCAUGAACCAGCCCAAUGUUGUUCCUCGUAUCAACUCCAGGGUGUUGUCUACAACCAGAACAUAUCUGGACCUGUCUGAUACCAACAACCACUUUGUAGAUGAUUAUGCUCGUUUUCUGACACUGGACACCAAAGAGAAGAGCACUGCUGUUGCCAACAGCAUGAAUUACAUGACAAAAAAAGGGAUGACCACAACCAACAGGCAUGAUGAUAGCUACAUCCGUCCUGUGACCUUCUGGGUUGUUGGAGACUUUGACAAGCCUUCAGGACGCCAGCUCCUUUAUGAUGCCAUCAAACACAUGAAAACCACUAAUAAUGUUCGCCUGGGUAUGAUCAACAAUCCAUCAGGCACCCCAUCUGCUGAGACAAGCCAUGUGGCCCGGGCGAUCUGGUCUGCGAUGCAGACACAGUCUGCAAACAACGCAAAAAACUUCAUCACCAAGAUGGCCAAGGAAGAGACUGCAGCGGCCCUGGAGAACGGAGCCGAUAUUGGAGUGUUUGCUGUCGGGGGUAUGGAUCUGUCCUUGUUCAAGAGCGCCUAUGAGAGUAACAACUUUGACUUCCUGCUCUCCCAUGCUGCGUACUGCAGUGGCGUCCUCAAACUGAAGAAAGGACAGAGAGCGGUGAUCAGUAAUGGAAGAAUCAUCGGUCCGCUGGAUGAGGAAGAAGUGUUUAACCAGGAUGACUUUCUGCUUUUAGAGAGCAUCAUCCUAAAAACAUCAGGAGAGCUAAUCAAAAGCAAGGUCCAACAGUUUGGGAUUGAAGAGGACAGGGCCAGUGAUCUUGUGAUGAAGGUUGAUGCGCUGCUGUCCUCUCAGCCCAAAGGAGAAGCCAGGGUAGAAUAUGACUUUGCUGAUGACCGCUACAGCGCUGUGAAGCUCCGCCCCAAGGAAGGAGACGUGUACUUUGACGUUGUUGCUGUUGUGGAUCCCGUAACCAGAGAUGCACAGAAACUUGCUCCUUUACUUUUGGUUGUGAAACAGCUGGUAAAUGUCAACUUACGGGUCUUCAUGAACUGCCAGUCCAAGCUCUCAGAAAUGCCUCUCAAGAGUUUUUACCGCUAUGUGCUGGAGCCAGAGGUGACGUUCCUGACAAGCGGUAGUUUCUCUCCAGGCCCGAUGGCCAUGUUUCUGGACAUGCCGCAGUCCCCUCUCUUCACACUCAACCUCAACACACCAGAGAGCUGGAUGGUUGAGUCCGUGCACACGCGCUAUGACCUGGACAACAUCUACCUGGAAGAGGUGGAGAAUGUUGUGGCAGCAGAAUAUGAACUGGAGCAUCUCUUGCUGGAAGGGCAUUGUUUUGAUGUCAGUUCAGGACAGCCUCCACGUGGUCUCCAGUUUACCUUAGGAACUGCCUCUGAACCCGUCAUUGUGGAUACUAUCGUCAUGGCAAACCUGGGUUACUUUCAGCUAAAGGCUAACCCAGGUGCCUGGAUACUGAAGCUGAGAAAGGGACGUUCUGAUGAAAUCUACAAGAUUUACAGCCAUGAUGGCACAGACUCUCCAGCAGACUCUGACGACAUUAUAAUCAUGCUGAACAACUUCAAGAGCAAGAUCAUAAAAGUCAAGGUUCAGAAGAAACCAGACAAGUUCAACGAGGAGCUGCUGAGUGACGGCACCGAAGAAAAUGACUCUGGCUUCUGGAACUCUCUGACGAGAGGUUUCACGGGUGGAGGGAAAAUAGAAGAACCCAAGGAAGAGAAAGAUGAUGUGAUCAACAUUUUCUCUGUGGCCUCAGGACAUCUGUACGAGAGGUUCCUCAGGAUUAUGAUGCUGUCGGUGCUGAAGAACACCAGAACCCCCGUGAAGUUCUGGUUCCUUAAGAAUUACUUAUCUCCAACUUUUAAGGAGUUCAUCCCACACAUGGCAAAAGAAUAUGGUUUCAAAUACGAGCUGGUCCAGUACAAGUGGCCUCGCUGGUUACACCAGCAAACUGAGAAGCAGAGGAUCAUCUGGGGCUACAAAAUCCUCUUCCUGGAUGUUUUGUUUCCUCUUGCUGUCGACAAGAUCCUGUUUGUGGACGCUGACCAGAUUGUGCGCACGGACCUGAAGGAACUACGUGACUUCGACCUGGAAGGAGCGCCAUAUGGAUACACUCCGUUCUGCGAAAGCCGCAGGGAGAUGGACGGCUACCGCUUCUGGAAGUCGGGCUACUGGGCCAGCCACCUCGCUGGGCGCAAGUACCACAUCAGCGCCCUGUAUGUGGUCGACCUGAAGAAGUUCCGUAAGAUAGCUGCAGGAGACAGACUCAGAGGACAGUACCAGGGUCUGAGCCAGGACCCCAACAGCUUGUCUAAUCUUGACCAGGAUUUACCCAACAACAUGAUCCAUCAGGUGCCCAUAAAGUCCCUGCCUCAGGAGUGGCUGUGGUGUGAAACCUGGUGUGACGAUGGGUCCCUGAGGAACGCCAAGACAAUAGACCUGUGUAACAACCCCAUGACCAAGGAGCCUAAACUGCAGGCCGCGGUGAGGAUCGUGGCCGAAUGGACGGACUACGAUCAGGAGAUCAAACGUCUACAGACCAGAGUCCAGGAGGGAGCAGCAGCAGACCAUAGAUCCCAGGAGCAAAGAACAGAUGUUCACAUGGAGUUGUGAGGAUCCAGGGGGCGCUGUGCUGAUUCUGUGAGCUGGACUCUGUUUAAAGAGUCUGCUGGUUUUCUGCCUGGUGUACUGCUGAAGGAGCGACCGCAAAACUGCCGUGACACCACUCCAUUUCUGUUGCUUUUUUAAUCCAGUGUGAAGGGUUGGGUGAACGUGUGUGUGUGUGUGUGUAUGCAUGCUGUCCUUGUGUGCACUGAUUGGGAGUUGUGGUUCUGGCUGGAGGACACCACAUCUAUUCUGGUGAACUUAGUUCUCAACCAAACAUCUGUUGGUCAGAGGACAUCUGCUCGCUCUCUGGGAUUAGAAACUGUUUUAGUGCCGUCAUGUAAACAACAUGGGAUGAUACUUUAUGCAGAAACAGCUCAUUUUUCUUUAGAACUGCAAGAAAAAAAAAAGUGUAACAUCAAGUUGGAGUUGCCACUACAUCCAUUUGUUAAUUGUGCAGGUAAUGUGAUAAGAUGCCUGCAGAUGACUUUUUUUUAAAAUAAAGAUGAAAUAAUAGUUUGUGGGUUAAUUGGUCACUGUCACUCAGGGUUUUAAAUGUGGGUCGUGUCGGUCAUUAAAAAUAAACUGUCACUAACAGUUCAUGGUUCAAAGAACACCUUUUGUCUCACAUUUGUUAAACUGCUAAAACAGUUAAA
Thalassophryne amazonica is the source of this 5319-nucleotide messenger RNA. It is a transcript of the gene uggt1, whose product is annotated as UDP-glucose glycoprotein glucosyltransferase 1. The record is from RefSeq and is a predicted model, not a curated record. Gene Ontology annotation, cellular component: endoplasmic reticulum. Gene Ontology annotation, molecular function: UDP-glucose:glycoprotein glucosyltransferase activity. The coding region runs from base 95 to 4672 and encodes 1525 amino acids. The transcript has 41 exons. NCBI's taxonomy places the organism in Eukaryota, Metazoa, Chordata, Actinopteri, Batrachoidiformes, Batrachoididae.